Messenger RNA from Zingiber officinale, 914 nucleotides. Its product is annotated as histidine-containing phosphotransfer protein 1-like. The record is from RefSeq and is a predicted model, not a curated record. The transcript is spliced from 7 exons. NCBI's taxonomy places the organism in Eukaryota, Viridiplantae, Streptophyta, Magnoliopsida, Zingiberales, Zingiberaceae. Gene Ontology annotation, molecular function: protein histidine kinase binding; histidine phosphotransfer kinase activity. Gene Ontology annotation, cellular component: cytoplasm; nucleus. Gene Ontology annotation, biological process: cytokinin-activated signaling pathway; phosphorylation; phosphorelay signal transduction system. Bases 340 to 780 code for a protein of 146 amino acids.
UCUAUCGCAAUCCGCCAAACGGAAUCAAAAAAGCAAUCUGCCCCAAGAUGCUCGCCGCAAGCUUAGACUUCCUUGCAGCCCUCGCAGCCUUAUGCCUACACGCCUCCUUCCCGUCCCUCCAAUGGCGAAGAGAUAAGCAAGGAUCUUCCUCUCCACCACCCGACCGGAAAGACAAGCCUUUUGGGCCUCUGUCUCCCAUCGAAACAGAAUCGUCUAACGAGGGGCGCUGGAGUCAGAACUUCUCCCUUUCUUAAUUUUCUUCGUCGCGCUCGCUCCCAACAACGUUGAUCGGCGACCGAUUUAGCUUCUAGGGGUUUUGUUCCCGCUCUUGUCGUUGAGAUGACGCCGACGGAGGAAUUCAAUAGUUUGAUGAAUUGGAUGUUCUCGGAGGGUUUGUUGGACCAGCAAUUUCAACAACUCCAGAUGCUGCAGGAUGCCAGUAAUCCUGAUUUUGUUUCGGAGGUGAUCACCUUGUUCUGCAAAGAUUCCGAGAUCAUCUUGGCUGAGUUGACAAAAUUACUGAAUCAACCUGUUGUUGACUUUCAAAAGGUGGACGCUUAUGUUCACCAACUUAAAGGAAGUAGCUCGAGUGUUGGUGCGAAUAAUAUAAAAUUGGCCUGCAUCCACUUCCGUCAGUUCUACGAGGAGAAUAAUAAAGAAGGGUGUCUCAGUUCCUUGAACGCGAUGGAGCGUGAGUAUUUUCAUUUGAAGGACAAACUUGGGACCAUGUUGCAGCUUGAGCAGAGAAUCCAAGCUUAUGAGAGCAACAAACAUAAUUAGAGAGGAUGAAGGGAAUAUGUUUUAUCACUCUAGUUUAGCUUCCAUAAUCAACUUAUUGUUUAUGUGUUGACUCUGUUUCUGAUCUUCGUACAUUGUGUUUAAACAUGUAUUCAAGUGAAUUUGAAGCUUUAUCA